GUCUUCCCGCGCUGGCUUCUGUGACAGCCGGGUGCCCACUGCGCAUGUGCUGCGCUUUGUGAAUGAUCCGGUGUCUUCUGGGACACAUGAAAGGUCCCAGAAGGCGCCGGGCCAUUCACAAAGCACAGCGCUUCUCGCACAUGCGCAUCUCUGGUCAUCUCCUGCACUGUGUCCGCAGUCUCUGGUCAUCUCCUGCACUGUGUCCGCAGUCUCUGGUCAUCUCCUGCACUGUGUCCGCAGUCUCUGGUCAUCUCCUGCACUGUGUCCGCAGUCUCUGGUCAUCUCCUGCACUGUGUCCGCAGUCUCUGGUCAUCUCCUGUACUGUGUCCGCAGUCUCUGGUCAUCCCCUGUACUGUGUCUGCAGUCCAUUGGUUCAGAAUAUUUUUUUUUCUUGUUUUUCACCUCUAAAACCU
This is a messenger RNA of Staurois parvus, 413 nucleotides long. The record is from the annotation of a GenBank genome assembly. Lineage: Eukaryota; Metazoa; Chordata; Amphibia; Anura; Ranidae.